Molecule: messenger RNA, 2725 nt
Organism: Myotis myotis
Lineage: Eukaryota; Metazoa; Chordata; Mammalia; Chiroptera; Vespertilionidae
Gene: REL
Product: REL proto-oncogene, NF-kB subunit
Exons: 10
Coding region: 540-2321 (593 amino acids)
Biological process (GO): non-canonical NF-kappaB signal transduction; innate immune response; response to cytokine
Cellular component (GO): cytoplasm
Molecular function (GO): DNA-binding transcription factor activity, RNA polymerase II-specific; RNA polymerase II cis-regulatory region sequence-specific DNA binding
Source: RefSeq, a predicted model, not a curated record
CGGGCGCCGGCGCUUCCGCACGCUCGGGACCCCAGCACUCCCGGCUCCAAGCGCUCCCUGCGCUCCCGAAGGUUGCGCGCACCUGCUGCCCCGACCCAGUCCCGGGUCCCCGCGGCUCCCAGGGCGGGAGCGUGGGCGGGGCGCGGCGGGGCGGAGCGUGGGCCGCGGAGGGCGGAUGCGCGCGCGCUCGGCGCGAGGUCGCCCGGCGCCUCCGCCCCCGGGAAGGCGGCGGCUUGGAGCCGACGUCAGCGGCGGGAAAUCCCCCACAGCCGGGCGCCCGGCUCUCCAGCGGCAGCCGCUCGGCCCCGCGGCGCUUCGCCCCCUGGCUUCUGCACCCUGGACGGGCGACGCCGGGCCAUCCGCAGCGCGAGAAUUAAGGGGGUGGGAAGGUGUGAGCCGCAAACCAGGGGAGGGCGGGCAGGAGGAAGACGCCCCGGGGGUGGCCUGGGGGACGCAGGGGUCCCGGCGGCAGAGGACGGCGCGGCGGGCUGACUGACUGCGGCUGCCUUCGGUCCGGACGCGCUGCGCGGAGCGGAGCCAUGGCCUCCGGUGGGUAUAACCCAUAUAUAGAGAUAAUUGAACAACCCAGGCAGCGGGGAAUGCGUUUUCGAUACAAAUGUGAAGGGCGAUCAGCGGGCAGCAUUCCGGGGGAGCACAGCACAGACAACAACCGAACAUACCCGUCUAUCCAGAUUAAGAACUGUUAUGGAAAAGGAAAAGUGAGAAUUACAUUAGUAACAAAGAAUGACCCAUUUAAACCUCAUCCUCAUGAUUUAGUAGGAAAAGACUGCAGAGAUGGCUACUAUGAAGCAGAAUUUGGACAAGAACGCAGGCCUUUAUUUUUUCAAAAUUUGGGUAUUCGAUGUGUAAAGAAAAAAGAAGUAAAAGAAGCUAUUAUUUCAAGAAUAAGGGCAGGAAUCAAUCCUUUCAAUGUCCCUGAACCACAGCUGCUUGAUACUGAAGAUUGCGACCUCAAUGUGGUGAGAUUAUGUUUUCAAGUUUUCCUCUAUGAUGAACAUGGUAAUUUGACGACUACUCUACCUCCUGUUGUGUCUAACCCAAUUUAUGACAACCGUGCUCCUAAUACUGCAGAAUUAAGGAUUUGCCGUGUAAACAAGAACUGUGGAAGUGUCAGAGGAGGAGAUGAAAUAUUUCUGCUCUGUGACAAAGUUCAGAAAGAUGACAUAGAGGUUCGGUUUGCGUUGAAUGACUGGGAAGCUAAAGGCAUCUUUUCACAAGCUGACGUGCACCGUCAGGUGGCCAUUGUUUUCAAGACUCCACCGUAUUGCAAAGUGAUCACGGAGCCCGUGACAGUGAAGAUGCAGUUGCGGAGACCUUCUGACCAGGAAGUUAGUGAGUCGAUGGAUUUCAGAUAUCUGCCAGAUGAAAAAGAUACUUAUGGCAAUAAAGCAAAGAAACAAAAAACAAGUCUCCUUUUCCAGAAACUGUGGCAGGAUUGUGCAGUUAAUUUUCCUGAAAGACCUAGACCUGGUCCCCUAGGAUCAACUGGAGAAGGAAGAUUCAUUAAAAAAGAAUCAAACUCGUUUCCUCCUGGUGCAGUUUUGAAUGAAAUGCUCCGGCCUGCAGGGGUUUCGAGUCAAGCAGACUCUUACUACUCCCCAUCUGUGUCCAUCUCAAGUGCCAUGCCACAUCAUGCCUCAGCCAUGCCCCCAAUGGUGCCUCAGCCUUCUUCACACUGGUCCUCAGAGCCCCACCCCCCCUCAUGCUCAGUCAGUACAAAUCCACUGAGUAGUUUUUCAACAGGGACAAUUUCCUCUAAUUCACAGGGUAUCCCGAGAUUCUCAGAAGUGCCUGUUGUGAAUGACUUGCAUGCUUCUAAUGCUUGCAUUUAUAACAGUACUAAUGACAUAGGCAGAAUGGAAACAUCAUCCCUGUCAUCAGCUGACUUCUGUGGUUUUUCUGGUGCCAACAUGCUGCAGAAUUGCCCUGUCAGUAUAUCCAGUAAUGACAGCAUGAGGGAGACUGACAAUUCGGGAUUUACGAGAAUGAAUAUUGAAAGCCCUUCAUGCAACUCGGUGUUAGACCAAAGGGAUUUGAGACAGUUCCAUCAGAUGUCCUCUUCCAGCAUGCCAGCAGGCGCCAGUUCCGGUACCACUGCUUUCGCGUCACAGUUGGAUGCAUUUGAGGGAUCCGACUUCAGUUGUGCAGAGAACAGCAUGCUAAACGAGUCAGGGCCUUUGAAUGGUACUAAUCCAAACGGUCAUGGUUUUGCUCAAAGUCAGUAUUCAGGUAUUGGCACUAUGCAGAAUGAGCAGUUGAGCGACCCGUAUACAUUUGAAUUUUUUAAGGUUAACUUGUAAGACUUAAAUGGUUCAAGCUUUAAAUCCUUUUAAAUGUUUGCAAUCAUUUUGAUAUUACCCACAUAGAAUCAACAUUUUCUAUUUCUCCCACCAUAUGUAGGAGAUUUCUUUGAUAGGCUCUCUUGGCUCUGGAGCUCCUCCAAGAAGUGGAAGAGAGGGAUGAAUUCAUUUCCCAACUUCGGGAAGAGCUGCAAAAAGCCCCAGGGCUUUGCUUCAAGAGUGAACAAAUCCAUACCAUUUGAACUCUAGGCUAUGAUGUCCCCUGGAAUCCUGCGUGCACCCCACAUAGUUUAUUUAAACUAGUACAUAUUUCCGUCUCAGAUCAUUAUUUGACCAUUAGAAGUGUAUAAUGAAUCUGUGACAUGUUAAAUAUUAAAUAAAAUCAGUUUUUCAAUUUAAAAAAA